AUGGGGGAAGAGGGUAGCAAGGACGCCGAGCCAAGCGUCAGGCCCGACGUCAACAAUCAGGACUUGAUUGAUGCUGGUCCCUCGCGGGCUCCGCCUGCCCGCCGCCUCGCCAGUAAUCAGGUCAGCAACCCAAGAUCGUCCAGGAACAACCAGUCCUCCAGGGCGAAUCAGCAGGCUUCUCAGUCUCGGAAUUUCGAGUUUGUGCUUGUGACCGACAGCGAGUCGCGCCGUCAAGUCCGCCGACAUGCAAUGCGCCAGUACAUGCACCAGCGGCGCCUGGACAGCAUUGCUCGACUGGGGACCUCUCGCGUACCGGUUAGCGGCUGGACUACUCGUCCAGCUUCAGAUCAUGCAGAUUCGGGUCUGUCCUCCCGAAUAAAAGAUGCCGGGGAUGAUUCGCCUACCAAGUCGGAGCAGGAAUCGCCAUCCACGGAUGAGGAACCUGCCCAGGAAGGGCAAGAGUCAUCACGGCCGUUGAUUCCGAGCCCCCAGAAGAUCAAACAGGAGGAGGAGCCGUCUCCUGUAAUAAGUAGCUUCCAAUCUUCAGAUCCCCGGGCCUCUCCAGGGGAAGGGGGUGUCAGGGAUCCGUUUUGCUCCUAUCCGAUCCCAGUCUGUCAUGCGGACCAUGAAUUGAUCCAACACUUUGUCGUGACCUAUCCAUCUAUGAUGUACAAGUUUGUCGAUCGCAUUGCAGACAACCCGAUGAUGGAAAUAUUUCGUCAAUUUGCCCUACACGACGGCCUUCCGUUCCAGGCGAUGCUUGCUAUUGCCUCCAAGCAUCGCGCAGGUGUAGAGGGUAGGGGUGAGUCGGUUCAGAGUCUCACUCACAAGAUGAGAGCCUUGCGAAUGAUGAACGAACGCAUCCACGCGGAUUCAACGGGGCAAAAUGACGGAACAAUAUACUCCGUAGCCACCAUGGCUGUUAUCGAGGAGAAAUGGUCUAAAGAUGCUUCCAUCGAGCGCAUGCACUUUAGAGGGCUAGCCUCGAUGAUCCGAAAUCGAGGCGGAAUGCGAGGAAUGCGCGUCUCGAGUCCUUUCCUAGAGAAAGUGCUCUAUUGGGUUGAUUUCAGUUGUGCCCCGAAGGCAAUCGUUAGUACCUCACUCCCUUGGACUGGCGCAAUGCCAGACAUCCCACCCUCCGGGUUUGACUUUCUUUCUCAUGACCUUCACUAUUCUAUACCCCAUGAUUCCAUGACGGACGAAGGUCCAGAAAGCGAGUGCGAUAAACUUCGAGCAUGCGAGGAUUUUCUGAGAUUCUUCCGCCGGCUUCGUAAACUGGAGAAUGCCGCGUUGAACGUCCCUCCUGUUCUCAUAUCUAGUAACCCAGGCCGGAGCACCAAGCAAUUUCGGCCCGGCACCCAAUUGCAUUCCAUCCUCACUCUGCUUCCCGACUACGACCACGGGAUCCGAGACAUUCGAUUCAUCGAUGAAUAUACGGACAUGGCUUGCCUCUUGUUUCUCGCUGUCGCCCUGUACGAUUGCUAUCUUAAUUCCCUCAACUUUGACCGUUAUCUUGAGUGGCUGGCCGUGGAGGUCAGAAAGUUGAAUCCGCACGCAAACCCCAGUAUCACAUCCAUUCUCUGGCUCUUCCUGAACAACGGCGGUUAUCCCAGGAACCAGGCAGGGGACACGGGGGACCGGUGCUGGAUCGUGUCGCGCAUGGUGCGGAUUGCCAAACGCCUGGAAUGGAAACGCCAGGGAACAAUCUGGGACCGCGUACGCCAGAUUUUGAUUGACUUCAUUACGACACAACAAGAGUGCAGUCUUGGUUCAGACGACGUUGACGAAGACGCCCUCCUCGCUCGGCAGCAAAGAACCUGUCAUACCCGAGGAUACUUCUGGGACGAGGACCAGAUGCGUGAAGAUAUUCUCGAUCUCGAGAUUCCUACCGCGACGACAUACUCAGAAAUAAAUGCACCGAAUCUUACAUAA
This is a messenger RNA of Aspergillus steynii IBT 23096, 1932 nucleotides long. RefSeq lists its product as uncharacterized. NCBI's taxonomy places the organism in Eukaryota, Fungi, Ascomycota, Eurotiomycetes, Eurotiales, Aspergillaceae. The record is from RefSeq and is a predicted model, not a curated record. The transcript has 4 exons. Bases 1 to 1932 code for a protein of 643 amino acids.